AUGGAAUCAAAAAAGACGAGCACAUCAACAAUUCGACACAAGAUCGCAAUAGAACACAACACCUUAUCGUUUCAUGCUUUGAGAGCAAAGUUUCAGCCUAGUCAUCCUGUGAAAAAGCCACCCGCAUUAGCAGAGAUGAUGGAUAGUAGUAGUAGUAGUAGUAGCAAUAGCAAGAAGAAGAAAAGCUGUACGAGCACCAUACCAAAGCGUAUCACAGCAGCAGCCAAGAACUUGACAGACUUAUCAGAUCACUUGUCCCUGAAAAGGAUUACAAAUACAAGCUCAUUAGUCGAUUUGCCAAACUCAGCGACUGCUCUCUCCCUGUGGUCUAACAAUAGCAGCUCAACAGCAACAGAGGAUCAGCCCAUAGAGAUUGAAGAAGAGGAAGAUGACAUGGACGAUGAAGAAGAAAGCAUAUCUACAGUCGUAUCAACUCUAUCUGUUCUCAGUGUAGUCCCUCGCACAGGGUCAUUUGUGAACGAUCUAAGUAAAAGACUUGCACAAUCUGGAAAAAAGGGGGAGCUUGUGAGCCACAUUACUACGGCUACCAAUAGCAACACGAUGUCUGCUUCCACACCCAUCAGACGAUCUGCACCACUCGAUGAGUUGCUGUUUCCAAUGACAGCCUCGAUGCAAUACAUUCGAAAAUCAGUGCCGGCUUCUACAUCAUCACCAUCCUUAUUAAAGCGGUCCACGACAGGCACAAGUGUCCACAGCAUGAUGUCCAAUAACUCAUCCACAAUGAUGGACUGGAAGUGGUAUGCCUCAUCCGCCUCGUCUUCUUGCCCACCACCGCCAACACCGCCUUUACCAGAUCAAUCCCCAUUGACCCGUUCGUCGGCUUUAAAACGAGCUCGUGUCGUUCAGGAGUUGAUAUCUACCGAAAAGAGCUAUCAGGCUGAUAUGGAAUUAAUUCAGGAGGUCUACCUGGAUGAUACAGUCUUCUCAAAAAUAGAAAUCAAGCAGAUAUUUAUCAAUUUGUUGGACAUCAUUGCCUUUGAAAAAGAGUUUGUGCAGCUAUUAGAGUCAUGCCAGCAAGACGAAUACCAAAACAAAGCUGAAAUGACGAUUGGCAUUGCUUUCAGCACCAUGAUGCAUCGCAUGGAGCAGCUCUAUGGCGACUACUGCAAGAGGCAUGAGGAUGCAGUGUGCAAAAUCCAGGAACUAAGCCAUCGGUCGUUGUCUGUUCAGGCAUUCUUUGCGCCCGAAAAUCAGACCUGUAAAAACAAGAUCCAGGGGCGCACCAUGUGUUGGGAUCUACCUAGUCUAUUGAUCAAGCCAGUUCAACGCGUGUUAAAAUACCCUUUAUUGCUGCGGGAAAUCGUUGCAUUGACACCUGAGUUCCACCGUGAUUUUGAUCAGCUCGUCAUGGUCACAAUGGAAAUUCAGCAAGUAGCGGAUCAUAUCAAUGAGACCAAAAGAAGAAAGGAGCUUGUGGAGCAGCUCAUGAGCGACAAGAAGAAGAUGGACAAAAAUGUCAUCAACAAGAAACUCACUCGCAAAAUACAUCGCAAACAGCAGAAAUCCACGAUCCAAGAUACGCUUUUUGACAAUCUGUACAAGCAGUUUGAAUCCAAACAAGCCAUGGCAAAGCAGUUUGAAAAGGCAGUUCAAGACUGGGUGGCGACAAUCCACGCCAACAUUCAGGCUCUGUCGGACCUGGUAGAUAGUCUUGAAGCAGUAUAUGGUGAUUCUGACGGCAUUGGCUUGCGAAGUAUCUGUGCUUUCAAAAGGCUAGUGUCUCAACUGCAAUCAUACUCAGUUGAAAAGACAGUUCAAGUGAUUUACAAUAAAAUUGACGCCUACCUCAAGUUGUUCAAGAACCCUGCGCAUGUGAUUGAUAAACGCAACAGAAAAUUGGUGGACUACGAUCGAAUCCAGCAUUUGAUGGCGAAAGGGGAGACACCAGACAAACAGCUGCAAUUAUCAGCAGAGCAGUAUCUAUCACUGAACGCUCACUUACUGGAUGAAUUGCCUACAUUUAUAGCGUUGUCCUCGGACUACUUUGAUAUCAUUAUUUACGAAUUCAGUCAGAUCCAAGCAAAAUACUGGCGUCAACACAGAUCCGAGUGGAAAUCAUUGACAAUAGAGCUUCCCUUUGGCAAAGAUUACGCUUGGUCCUGCUUAGAGAGCUACUAUCUCGCUAGUAUGCAUCGGCUGGAAUACCGCAUCAACGAGAUCAAGACAAAGCCACAGCAGCAAGAACGAAAAGAACAGGAAAAGUCCCAGACCUCAUCGACAAUAACAAUGACUACAGCUCCAAAAGAAAAAAAUUCAGAUGCUAACGUUGACCCCUCAAAAAUGAGUGGGCGGAAUACUAGCAAGCGAUACGAUAGUUUGUUUAGUGAAUCACAGCCUGUAUUUCAGUGUGUUGCUCUAGUGGAUUAUGAGUCGCCUGAAAAACUAAAAGUAGAAGAAGGUGAUCUGAUCCAGAUUUGGUUGCCUGCUUUGAGCAACGACGAUAAUAGUGCUUCAGAGGCAACGACAACAGCGAGCAGUGCAACAAGUACCGAAUGGUGGUAA
This is a messenger RNA of Mucor velutinosus, 2523 nucleotides long. RefSeq lists its product as uncharacterized. Gene Ontology annotation, molecular function: guanyl-nucleotide exchange factor activity; protein binding. Bases 1 to 2523 code for a protein of 840 amino acids. The record is from RefSeq and is a predicted model, not a curated record. Gene Ontology annotation, cellular component: cytoplasm. The transcript has 6 exons. NCBI's taxonomy places the organism in Eukaryota, Fungi, Mucoromycota, Mucoromycetes, Mucorales, Mucoraceae. Gene Ontology annotation, biological process: regulation of division septum assembly; regulation of actomyosin contractile ring contraction; intracellular signal transduction.